AUGAGGUUCAUCCAUAGCCUCUCGGCCAUGGGCCUCCUCUUCCUCCCCGUACUCGCCCAGAGGCCCCAGCUGCCGUUGUUCUCGACCUCCCGAUGGAUCACAGACUCCUCCAACAAGCGUGUCAAGCUCCGCUGUAUCAACUGGGCCGGCCAUAUGGAAGUCAAUCUCCCGGAGGGCCUACACAAGCAGUCCGUCGAGUACAUCGCCGACUGGAUCAAGCAGGAGGGCUUCAACUGCGUCCGCCUCACUUUCUCGACCGACCACGCGCUGAACCCAGGGAUCAAGGUCCGCGACUCCUUCGCCAAUGGCGCCAAGGCUGCCGGCGUCUCGGAGGCGGAUCUUUUGCGGCUGUACGACAUGGCCGUGGUUCGCAACCCGUUCCUGGCGGAUCCCAACGUCACCCAGCGUGAUGUCUUCUCGAGAGUCAUCGACGUCCUCUGGGACAGAGGCGUCAUGACCGUCCUCGACAACCACGUUAGCAGGGCCUCGUGGUGCUGCAACCUCGACGACGGUAACGGGUGGUGGAAGGACGCGCGCUUCUACUGGGCCGCCAACUCACGCUUCUUUGACACGGGCGACUGGCUCGCGGGCCUGCAGCAGGUCUCCUUCUGGGCCAGAACCAGACCCGGCGUCGCCGCCAUCUCGCUCAGGAACGAGCUCCGCGCAACGUGGACGCAGAUUCCCUUUGCGGCGGACCAGUGGUACGGCUACAUCGCGCGGGGCGCAAAGGCCGUUCAUGAGGCCAACCCGGACGUGCUCGUCGUCAUCGGCGGGCUCAACUCGGCCACGGACUUCACGCCUCUCCGGACGCGGAGUCUGGACACCGCCGCGUGGCGGGGGAAGAACGUGUGGGAGGCGCACAGCUACAGCUUCACGGUCACGACGCCCAAUUUUGGCGACUGCGGUGUCGAGAGGGCACAGUACGGCGCGCUGUUCGGGUUCGUGCUGGAACAGGGCAAGGGGUACACGGGCCCGCUGUUCAUGUCCGAGUUUGGCGUCGCCAUGUCGGGCGGGCCGGAGAACGGGCUAUCGGCCGAGGAGCACGCGUAUCUUACGUGCUUGGUCGGAUAUCUUGAGGAGAAUGACGCGGACUGGGCUCUGUGGGCGAUCCAGGGAACCUAUUACGUUCGGAACAAGGUUGUCAAUUUCGACGAGACGUGGGGGGCCAUGGAUCGCGAGUGGAGGGGGUGGAGGAAUCCGGCGUUCAAAAGCAUGCUGGGAAAUAUCUUUGCCGUCACCCAGGGACCGUAG
This is a messenger RNA of Colletotrichum higginsianum IMI 349063, 1251 nucleotides long. RefSeq names its product Cellulase. Bases 1 to 1251 code for a protein of 416 amino acids. NCBI's taxonomy places the organism in Eukaryota, Fungi, Ascomycota, Sordariomycetes, Glomerellales, Glomerellaceae. Gene Ontology annotation, molecular function: hydrolase activity, hydrolyzing O-glycosyl compounds. The record is from RefSeq and is a predicted model, not a curated record. The transcript has a single exon.